Messenger RNA from Aspergillus alliaceus, 2946 nucleotides. Its product is annotated as snoRNA-binding rRNA-processing protein PWP2. Gene Ontology annotation, molecular function: protein binding. The record is from RefSeq and is a predicted model, not a curated record. NCBI's taxonomy places the organism in Eukaryota, Fungi, Ascomycota, Eurotiomycetes, Eurotiales, Aspergillaceae. The coding region runs from base 32 to 2737 and encodes 901 amino acids. Gene Ontology annotation, cellular component: small-subunit processome; Pwp2p-containing subcomplex of 90S preribosome. The transcript has 5 exons. Gene Ontology annotation, biological process: ribosomal small subunit assembly; maturation of SSU-rRNA from tricistronic rRNA transcript (SSU-rRNA, 5.8S rRNA, LSU-rRNA).
CAGUGAUUGAUUGACUGCACGUUGGGCAACAAUGAAGACGGAUUUUAAGUUUUCCAACCUGCUCGGUACGGUCUAUCGCAAAGGAAAUCUUCUUUUUACCCCCGAUGGCACCUGUUUGCUUUCCCCGGUAGGGAACCGGGUCACAGUUUUCGACCUUGUCCAAAAUACAUCAUAUACUCUUCCCUUUGCGCACCGCACGAAUAUCGACCGUUUAGAUCUGUCGCCUCAGGGCAAUCUCCUGCUCACCGUUGAUGAAAAUGGCCGCGCAAUCUUGACGAACUUUAAGCGUAGAAUUGUCAUCCACCACUUCUCUUUCAAGGGCCGGGUCUCCUCGCUCAAGUUCUCCCCGUCCGGCCGAUUCUUCGCUGUAGGAGUGGGGCGACGACUGCAGUUCUGGAACACGCCCUCAACGCCGGGUACAGAUAAUAAUGGGGAGAUCGAGUUCGCACCUUUUGUCCUGCACCGAGACCUUGCUGGCCACUUUGACAUCAUUGAACAUCUGGAAUGGUCUUACGAUUCGCGUUUCAUCCUCACUGCUUCCAAGGAUCUAACAGCACGCGUAUGGAGCGUGGAUCCAGAGGAGGGAUUUGAACCCACCACAUUGGCGGGGCACCGGCAAGGUGUGAAAGCGGCAUUCUUUUCUGCUGAUCAGGAAUCUAUCUAUACCGUCAGUCAAGACGGAGCUUUGUUCCGAUGGGAAUAUGUGACCAAGAAAGACCCUGAUACAAUGGAGGAUGUUGCCGAGGCUCGCUGGAGGAUUGUAAAGAAGGACUUUUUUAUGCAGAAUGAUGCUAAGGUCAAUUGCGCGGCAUUCCAUGCCUCCACGAACCUUUUAGUGGUGGGAUUCUCGAAUGGUCUUUUUGGACUUUAUGACUUGCCAGAGUUCAACAUGAUUCAUCUUUUGAGUGUUUCUCAGAGCAAUAUUGACUAUGUGACGGUGAAUAAAACUGGCGAGUGGCUAGCAUUUGGCUCCUCGAAGCAUGGCCAACUGCUAGUGUGGGAAUGGCAAUCGGAAUCGUACAUCUUGAAACAACAGGGCCAUCUGGACUCGAUGAACACCUUGGUUUAUUCUCCCGAUGGCCAGAAGAUUGUUACUACCUCCGAUGAUGGAAAGGUCAAAGUCUGGGACGUCAAGUCUGGCUUCUGUCUCGUGACAUUUACAGAGCACAGCAGCGGAGUUACUGCUUGCCAGUUCGCCAAGAAAGGAAGCGUUCUGUUCACAGCUUCGUUAGAUGGCUCGGUGAGAGCGUGGGACCUCAUUCGUUAUCGCAACUUCCGAACAUUCACCGCGCCGUCUCGAUUGUCAUUUUCUUCGCUUGCUGUCGACCCAAGUGGCGAAGUGGUCUGCGCUGGAUCCCCAGAUUCUUUCGACAUCCACGUGUGGUCCGUACAGACAGGACAGUUACUCGAUCAACUAACCGGUCACGAAGGCCCUGUUUCUGCUCUUGCUUUUGCGGCAGAUGGCAACCAUCUUGUCAGUGGUAGUUGGGAUCGUACUGUUCGCAUCUGGAGUAUUUUCGGCCGAACUCAGACCAGCGAGCCAUUACAACUUGUGUCUGAUGUCCUUAGCGUUGCUUUCAGGCCGGAUGGCAAACAAGUUGCUGCAUCAUCGCUGGAUGGCCAAUUGACAUUCUGGUCUGUCGAAGAUGCAGUGCAAGAGAGUGGGAUUGAUGGUCGUCGUGACGUCUCAGGAGGCCGCAAGCUAACUGAUCGUCAAACCGCUGCGAACGCCGCAGGAACUAAGUUCUUUAACUGUAUUACCUACAGUGCUGAUGGAAGCUGCAUUCUAGCUGGAGGAAACAGCAAGUAUAUUUGCCUGUACGAUGUGAGGACGGGCUCGUUAGUGAAAAAGUACACAGUUUCUGUCAACACCUCGCUUGAUGGCACCCAGGAAAUCUUGAACAGUCGUGAUUUAACAGAAGCUGGUGCCCGAGGUCUGAUUGAUGAGACAGGCGAGGCGUCGGAUCUCGAAGACCGAAUUGAUCGCGCCCUUCCUGGCGCAAAGCGCGGUGAUGCCGGAGCUCGCACUACUCGACCGGAAGUACGUGUCAUGUCCGUCAAUUUUUCGCCAACCGGCCGUGCUUUUUGCGCAGCAUCCACGGAAGGUCUUCUUAUCUAUAGUCUGGAUACAGAAUUUGUUUUCGAUCCGUUCGACCUGGACAUUUCAAUCACUCCAUCCACCAUCAUGGAGACAUUGCAGAAUGCCAAACAGGCCUAUACAUCAGGCACGGUCGAUAGCGAUGACACUUUCCUGAAGGCAUUAGUCAUGGCGUUCCGUUUGAACGAAUCGAAACUUAUCCGUGUAGUUCAUGAAGGAGUCCCGCCGUCCGAAAUUUCCCAUGUAGUGCGGGCUUUGCCAACAGUCUACCUCCCUCGUCUACUUCGCUACGUAGCUCAUGCUACUGAGGAAACCCCGCAUCUGGAGUUCAACCUGCUGUGGAUUGAAGCUCUUUUGAGCAGCCAUGGGCGGUAUUUCAAAGAAAACUCCGGUACUUUUGCGCCAGAACUUCGUGCCGUCCAACGUGCCAUUGACGAUAUCCGGGAGAAUUUGAAGAGGAUGACCGAGAAGAACUUGUACGAUCUCAAUUAUCUACUUUCGAAACCCGUACUUGCGGGCAAAAAGGCCAGUAACACCCUAACCUUGGCGGCUAUGGAAAACAAUGAUAUGACAGCAAAUGAUGAUGAGAACAUGGGUGACGCUGUAAAUGGGGAAGAGGAAUGGAUCGGACUUGAAUGAUUGCGAGUCAUCUUCCUCUAGUUACGUGUUCUGCUUCUCGUCCAACAUUCUCUAUCCUUCGCAUUUGCGUCUGGCGUUUGAUACUGGUAUACCUGGAAGAUAAAAAGGGGCAGCAAAAGUUUGGGGUACUGCUUGUAAUUGGAUAGCACGAUGUACAUACCUCUAGACACGUCUUUAUAUGAAUAAUUGAAAUCAUGCAAGACACCAAA